Culex pipiens pallens (northern house mosquito) is the source of this 2157-nucleotide messenger RNA. Its product is annotated as putative odorant receptor 83c. The record is from RefSeq and is a predicted model, not a curated record. Lineage: Eukaryota; Metazoa; Arthropoda; Insecta; Diptera; Culicidae. Gene Ontology annotation, molecular function: olfactory receptor activity; odorant binding. Bases 1 to 1182 code for a protein of 393 amino acids. Gene Ontology annotation, biological process: sensory perception of smell; detection of chemical stimulus involved in sensory perception of smell. Gene Ontology annotation, cellular component: plasma membrane. The transcript has 4 exons.
AUGGCAAUCAUGGAGUACAUCCAACGGCUGGAACGAUUCAAGUUUUUCCAGCACUCUUUCAAGAAUCCUUCGGAGUUUUACACAAGUUUGGUCGAGAUUCCUAACAAAGUAGCCAGAGUGGCGGGCUUGAAUAUUUUCAGCAAAGAUUACAAAGUGUUUUCCUGGAAUUUGGCUUGUUUGCUGACGGUUUUUGUGGUUUACGGAAUCGUGACGCCGUUCACAAUUUACGAAGUGCGUCACAAUGUGGAUGAUCUGAUCUAUUGUCUUGUGACGGUUGGAAUCGGCAUCCAGGGGGUCAUGAAAAUGAUAACAUUUCUGGUUUAUCGCAAGGAAUUGAUUUGGACCCAGGAGUACACCCAGAGGAUCUACCAAGAAGAAAGCCACACACACAAGCAAGUUCUAAUGGGUCAAGUUUCACUGUUGAAUGUUAUGACGAAGAUUAUUAUUGCAAGUUAUAUUUAUUUGGGCUUUCUACUAGCGAUGGGACCAUUUUUGUACUCGUUGAUGGCUGGGAAGAAGGCCCUCUCAUUUGGAUUUUGGAUCCCAUACCUUGAUCGUUUUUCGUGGCCUGGAUAUCUGUGUAACGUCGUGAUGCAAGUCAUAAUGACACUGUUCAUAUGUUCGGAAAACUUGGGAGCAGAUGUUUUACAUUUUAUGACAAUGAUGAGCUCGCGGACCCAAGUUGAUAUGCUGAUGAUCAAACUACGGAGCAUCAAAAGUAGUGACUUGGACAUGCGAGAUAAGCUUAAGGAAAUUAUAAUUCGUCAUCAGGAACAUCUUGAAUUUGUGGCCACAGUAGAAAUGAUCUACAGAAGUUUCUUUUUCGUGAUUUUUUCAACUCUUGGAGCAACUCUUUGCUUAUCCCUCUACGCAGUUGCAACGCUUGGUUGGGUUGCAGGUUGCAUUCCGUGCAUGUUCAUCAUUUAUGAGAUGUUCGUCUAUUGCUUUCUAGCAACCAUUCUGGAAACGAAGGAGGACGAAUUACAACAAGAAAUUUACAAGGUUCCAUGGUAUCAGCUGUCUAUUUCCGACCAAAAAUCACUUCGUAUCGUUCUUGGAGCAACACAACAACCCGUCUGCUUAACCCUAAUUUUCUACCCUCUGAGUAUGCCAACCUUCGUAGAUGUAAUGAAAACAAUUUACAGCUACCUUACAUUGUUGCUAACCUUUAGCAAAGCUUAGUUAUAGAAACAUGCUCUCUUCUUGGUUUAUAUUUGCACUCAAAAAAUUUAAUGAAAAGUCAUCGAUCAUCCCACAAUUAGGAUACAUUAUUCCUAACAUGAAUUUAAUUGUUAAGAUCAACUAUAACAAAGAUUUAUACGGUACUACCGCUUACAAGGCGAAAGCGUUGCCACUACAUGGCGUGGUUUUUAUUUAAUCAAUUUAGAAGAUCUGUACAUUAUUGUUUCCCAAUCAUUGAAAUUGUUUCCCAAGAAAAAUCUCGCAUAGCAGUGCUUUAUCUAAAAUAAUUCUCUCCCUUAUAAAGAGAAAGAGUCUUAUCACAAAACAUCUGUUUUCCCCAUCAAGAACUAGAGCAAUCAAAAUGUCGUCUCGUAACCGAAGAAAAGAAAAGGGAAGCCGCACUUCAUUUUGAGUAUAGGUAGUACCAAAACUUAUUCAGACAUGGCAUUUGUUUCACAUUCACCGCUAUCGCGCAGCCCUUGAAGAAACGAAGAAAAAACAAAACCAAAGGAAAAGCCCUCAAUUGGCUUUCCAGCAGACUGGGCCAGAAAUAGCGAGCAAUUUACAGGGAAAGAGCUUUUCACACCCCCACAAACUUAUCCUUUACGGCACCCCACAAACAACAAUAAAUCUAAUCCAAUAAAUCCAAUCGUCACUUCAGGUUCAUUAUUGUUCAAUAACUCGAAGCCAGUUUCGCCCACCCUCGGCAAAGUGUUUAUGAAGUGGAGUCUAUUAUGCGAACGACUUUUAUACUUUACCUACCUCCCUUCGGUGUGUUGAGAAACUUUGCAUAAAAGGAAAACGAGGGAAAGUGUGUGUGUGAGUCUUCGUCGUCACCUUUUUUCUUCUUUUUGUUCCACUUCCUGUUUCAGCUUCCGGCGACGACGACGACGCCACCACUUGCGACAGCAACGCUGCGGCUGGUAACCCUCGAAUAGCUUGACUAGUUAAAUAUUUGUUUAUUCUGAAAAUCAA